GGACAACAAAAAACACAUAUGAACUAAUUAUUUUCAUAAUUAUCAAGUUGUAGAUUACUUUCGAGUUUCGACUCAUUAAUGAAUUAUAGAGUUGGAUUUCAUUCUUCUUUUCUUCGUGUACUCGAUCAGGGUGAACUUCGCAGAAACCACGUCCCAAAAUAUUUUUGGCAUAUACUCUGUUUUUUAAUACAUGCAUAGUUUCCUGUGAAAUUCCUCACUUCUAUAGCUAUUUUAGUACGUCUGACCAAAAUUAUACCACUCUCUGAAGAAACAGUUUCGUUUUGCUCAACAUGCGGUGCUAAACUUUGGCGAUUUUGUGACGUUAUUUGGCAUUCUAUUUAACCCAGCUAAGUUAACUAUAUAUGGUUAAAACAACGAGACGUAAUGAUGGUUUUGUUACACCUUGGGAUGAAUAGCUUUGAAAAGCUAUAAAUGAAAUUCUUAAUUAAUUAUCUAGUAUUUUCCCAUAACACGAAAAUAAGAUGAAUAAUUAAUAAAAGGAAUAUUAUGGAGAUAAUUAGGAUUAAUUAUCUUAAUAGAUUAUAUUUUAAUUAUGGGAGUAAUUAUCUCCCUAAUUAAAAUGUGACUUAUUCCCAAAGAAAGAGAGAAUAUUCUGGGUUUUCUGCUCCUAUAUAUAAAUAGCAGACCCCUCAGACCCUCUAAACACACCUCAGAAGAGCAGAAACACGAGAGAGAGAGAGUGAAUUCAUAAAGCUCCGGUUUUCGCACAAAACGCAUGAGCAACGAAUCAGAGUGAUUGUUUUUUUAUUAUGGAGACGACCGCGGCUGAUAGUCUGAUGUGCACAAUACGAGGCGCAGUGCCGCGAACGUUUUAAAGAAAGCGACCUAGUCCGCAACUCAGCCAGAUCGGUAACCCUAAUUUUCCAUGUCCGGUUUCUAACACACCUCGCUUACCUGACUUAGCCUAAGAAGUUAAAAGCUCUAUAUAUAUGGGACCAUACACAUAGAGAUCGCGAUUUCUCUCUACGGACUGUUAACACAUUAGCCAUCAUGGCCACCGUACCAAGCUAGCUUGCUGCGAGGUCCAAAUUAACAGGAGAUAUUGGAAAGAUCGUCAAAAGUCAAACCAUCGACGACCAUGAAUGUCAAAGUACUGGAUCGACAAGGUUUAGAGGAAAUCAUCAUCAUCAUCAAGUUUAGUUUAAUGUCAAUGUGUGUGUUUUGACUUUAGUUUGAGUUCAUGUUUUAUCUUUGUACGUAGUCUCCAAAUGCUAGGUUGCCCAUAUUGUCCUGUAGUGCAAUGCUUUUGCCUAUUUAAAGCCAAAUAUGAAUGUAAAACACCUAAAACUUCCACGUCUCAUCUUUGUUGUUGCCAAUCGUUACUUACAUAGUUACAUUGCAUGUGAAAAUCUGAAACUACUUGGCAGGACCGCUUCACUAACCUGUCUAAUUCUCUCUCUCGUUCUCGCUCUCGCUCUAGCUAUAGAAUGAGGUACAAAGAUGGCAUUAGUUCCUACUUUGGGAUGGCUUCCAUAAUUAGCUUCUUGAUGAAAACUGACGUGGACAGGACUUUGGAGGUACAUAGGAGGACUCGAAGAAGAAGAAGAUGCGUCUCCAUGAUCUCAAAACCGUAACGCCAACUAAUUCUCAUGCAACUUCCACGAAGGAAGGCUCAAUAAUCUUAUUUUUUUUAAAUAAUGAUAUCCCCCCACCAAAAAUAAUGCCUUGCACGAAGUUAAUUAUAAACCGUAACGCCCUUCUCUCUCUCUAUAAAUACACUCUCGAACAUCAAACAAAACAUCGAUCGAACACAAUUAUCUCCUCAUAUAUGCUAAAUGGCUUCCAUACCUAACGGCGGCGGCAGCGGGGGAGGCCGGAGAAGGGAGGUGGCGUUCGAGGACCAUUUCCCGGCGAUGGUGGAGAGGCUCGGAGCGGAAGGGUUCAUGGACGAGCUCCACAACGGGUUCUGCCUGCUGAUGGACCCCGAGAAGGAGAUGAUCACGGCGGAGAGCCUGAGGAGGAACGCGGCGAGGGCGGCGCUGGGGUUGAUGGGAGAGACGACGAUCACCGACGAGGAGGCGAGGUGCAUGGUUAGGGAAGGGGAUUUGGACGGCGACGGCGGGCUGAGCCAGCUGGAGUUCUUCAGCUUGAUGUUCAGGCUCAGCCCUGACCUCAUGUCGGCUUCCACCGAGUUGUUCUUCACUGCCGCCGCCGACGAGGAUGAUGAUGGUCGCCGUGAUGUUUUUCAUGAUGGACACAACAUGACAACGUCCAAGGUUAAAUAUAAUUAGGAUUAAUCAAUUUCGUUCUCUCCUAUUUAGAAUUAUUGAUAUUGGUUCGUCUGGAUGUGAAACUUUGAUAUGCAUAUUUGGAGGUCGAUAAUUAUUAAUUAAUUAGUGAAUUUGCAAAGUUUUUGUGAUUGCCCUAUUAAUGGAGCGUGAGAGUUUUCUACGUCUGUCUUCCUAUUGGAACUCAAGCGCACGAGAGAGAUGUAACUAAGAGAUUUAUCCGCGAUUUUCCAAUUUGAACUUAAGCGAGAUGACUAAAUAUGUGCAAGACCGGAUACGAUCAAAGCUGUCGCUUUAACCAUAACAACAACAUCAACAACAACAACAACAAAAUAUACCCUUAAUAAAUAGCGAAACAUAUU
This is a messenger RNA of Linum trigynum, 2611 nucleotides long. The record is from the annotation of a GenBank genome assembly. NCBI's taxonomy places the organism in Eukaryota, Viridiplantae, Streptophyta, Magnoliopsida, Malpighiales, Linaceae.